AUGCCGGCGAGAACUCCACUCUGCUGCACCCGGGCGCGCCUUACGCAUCUGCCAGCACAGCGGUGGCUCUUCCACGCAGACGCUGGACGCCCCCGCCCCCCCGCCACCGCGGUGGGCUCUCCCUGCCCGCCCCGUUCCAUUCCUAGCAAAGGAGCAAAGGCGGCGGCGGCGGCGGCGCGCCAGGAUCAGACCCGGCCAAUGCCGCCGGGACCCUCGACUUUGACUUACGCCUCCUUCAACAGGAAGCACGAUGGUCACAAGCCCGCGUACCGCAGUCGGCUCAGCAGUUCGGUGGACAGUUCCGUGGUGCUGAAAGUACGUCCGCGGCUUCGGAGCUCCUCGGCGUCUGUUGGGAACUUUGCCCCAGCCAUGUUUGCAGCGGUCCGGUGCAGCCUCGUGUUAGUCUCUUUUUUCUUCUGGAGAGGAUGCGCCCAGAAUUUCGGCCAGACUCGGUUUAUCUGCACUUCGGUGCCGGUGGAUAUGGACAUGUGCACUUCUUCUAUGCAGAGCGGCGGCAGCACUGAAGACCUGAAGACCACCGUGCUACAGCUGAGGGAAACGGUGCUUCAGCAAAAGGAAACCAUCAUGAAUCAAAAGGAAACCAUCAGGGAACUGACCACGAAGCUGGGCAGGUGUGAAAGCCAGAGCUUACUCGAGACAGUCCCCAGUGAAGCCAAAACAGGCAGGAAGCAGACCACCUCUUCCAAAAACACCAUGGGAGAUCUCUCCCGGACUCCAGCAGCUGAGACCUUGAGCCAACUUGGGCAAACUUUGCAGUCACUUAAAACCAGGCUAGAAAACUUGGAGCAAUUCAGUAGGAUGAAUUCUUCGAGCCAGACAAAUUCUCUGAAGGAUAUACUCCAGAAUAACAUUGAUGAUUUAGAGAAGCAAGUGCUGUCUCGAAUUAACAGCCUGGAGGAAGGAAAGUACAAUCCCAAGAAUGAGUCUGAAGAAAGAGGGAAAAUAGAGAGCACUUUAACUUCCCUUCACCAAAGGAUCAGUGACCUAGAGAAAGGUCAGAAAGAUAAUAGGCCAACAGACAAGUUUCAACUGACUUUCCCCUUGCGAACCAACUACAUGUAUGCCAAGGUGAAGAAAAGCCUUCCAGAGAUGUAUGCCUUUACUAUCUGCAUGUGGAUAAAAUCAAAUGCUUCCCCAGGUGUAGGUACACCCUUUUCUUAUGCAGUACUUGGACAAGCCAAUGAGCUGGUGCUGAUUGAAUGGGGCAAUAAUCCCAUGGAGAUCCUUAUCAAUGAUAAGGUAGCAAAGCUUCCUUUUGUCAUUAAUGAUGGGAAAUGGCACCAUAUCUGCAUCGCAUGGACAACCCGGGAUGGUGUCUGGGAGGCUUAUCAGGAUGGCACACAACGAGGCAAUGGGGAAAACUUGGCUCCUUAUCAUCCUAUCAAGCCACAAGGGGUCCUUGUUCUGGGACAGGAACAGGACACCCUUGGCGGUGGAUUUGAUGCCACCCAGGCAUUUGUAGGAGAACUAGCCCACUUCAACAUCUGGGACCGAAAACUCACCCCAGGAGAGGUCUACAAUCUGGCCACCUGCAGCACCAAAGCCCUGUCCGGUAGUGUCAUAGCCUGGUCUGAGACCAACAUUGAUAUUUACGGCGGAGCCACAAAAUGGACAUUUGAAGCCUGUCGUCAGAUCAACUAGAAGUGCUGCUUUUCUCCCUUCCCCUUUCCAAAUCCAUUUAACCCUUGGUUAACAGACAUUCUCCCCACCCAGGAAUGAAUUAUGGACAAAUCUGUUUCCUUUCUCUCUUCUGUCUUGCUUUCUUUCAAAAAUUAUUUUGUUUGUCCUAAAGAAUUAGUCACUUUUUUUUUUUGUCUAGGAGACUUGGGCCAAGUUUCUCAGACAAUUCUAAGGCAACUUGGAACUUUGCAACCUGACA
This is a messenger RNA of Elgaria multicarinata webbii, 1900 nucleotides long. It is a transcript of the gene NPTX1, whose product is annotated as neuronal pentraxin 1. Lineage: Eukaryota; Metazoa; Chordata; Lepidosauria; Squamata; Anguidae. The coding region runs from base 1 to 1662 and encodes 553 amino acids. The record is from RefSeq and is a predicted model, not a curated record. The transcript is spliced from 6 exons. Gene Ontology annotation, biological process: axonogenesis involved in innervation.